Molecule: messenger RNA, 3799 nt
Organism: Tachysurus vachellii
Lineage: Eukaryota; Metazoa; Chordata; Actinopteri; Siluriformes; Bagridae
Gene: arhgap22b
Product: rho GTPase-activating protein 22
Exons: 10
Coding region: 86-2197 (703 amino acids)
Biological process (GO): signal transduction; activation of GTPase activity
Cellular component (GO): focal adhesion
Molecular function (GO): GTPase activator activity
Source: RefSeq, a predicted model, not a curated record
GAUAGAGAGAGAGAGAGGGUGAGGGAGAGAGAGGGAGAGAGAACAGGAAUAAUAAUAUGCUGAGCAGGGAUUGUGGACUGCAGUGAUGACGACUAUGCUCAGUCCUAAAAUCAAGCAAACCAGGAGAGCCAGAUCAAAAAGCAUGGUGAUGGGCGAGGUGAGCCAUGGCUCGGCUGGUUCUCCAGGCCUCCAUGAGGGAGUGCUGAAGGUAGGCUGGCUCAAGAAGCAGAGAAGCAUCAUGAAGAACUGGCAGCUGAGAUGGUUCGUUCUGCGCUCUGAUUAUCUCUAUUUCUACAAGGAUGAAGAGGAAACAAAGCCUCAGGGUUGCAUCUCACUCAAGGGAAGCCAAGUGAAUGAGCUUACAGCUAAUCCAGAGGAAGCAGGCCGAUAUCUGUUUGAGAUUGUCCCAGGUGCAGCUGGUGAAAAAGACAAGACUCCGGUAAGUCAUGAGACCUUUUUGCUCAUGGCCAACUCCCAGAAUGACAUGGACGAUUGGGUGAAGGCGAUCAGACGAGUCAUAUGGGCUCCAUUAGGAGGAGGGAUUUUUGGACAGGGCUUGGAAGACACAGUUCAGUACGAAAAGAAAUUUGGAAUACGACUUGUCCCACUUUUAGUCGAGCAGUGUGUGAAUUUCAUUAGGGAGCGAGGACUUGAUGAGGAAGGUCUCUUCAGGAUGCCAGGCCAGGCCAAUCUGGUCAAAGAGCUUCAGGAUGCUUUUGACUGUGGAGAGAAACCUCAGUUUGACAGUAACACAGACAUCCACACUGUGGCUUCCCUGUUGAAGCUCUACCUCAGAGAGCUACCUGAGCCAGUCAUCCCUUUCUGCAAGUAUGAUGAUUUUCUUACUUGUGCUCAGCUUCUGGCCAAAGAUGAAGAGGAGGGACUACAAGAAUUAGAGCAACAAGUGAAGACUCUUCCCUCUGCUAACUACAAUCUCCUAAAAUAUAUUUGCAAUUUCCUUGAUGAAGUACAGUCACACUCUGGUGAAAACAAAAUGAGUGUACAGAACUUAGCCACUGUGUUUGGACCAAACAUUCUUCGUCCUAAAAUGGAGGACCCAGUGGCUAUCAUGGAAGGAACCUCCCUGGUCCAGCAUCUCAUGACUGUCCUCAUCAGCAAGAAUGAUCAGCUCUAUGCUGAUCAGGAGUUUGAAGCUCCUGAAGUCUCCAUGGAAGCCUCCAUGCCCUCCUCUCAGUGCCAGCAACACCAGCAGUCCAACCUUGUUGGCUGGAUCUCUGAGGAAGAUCUUCAAAACCUGACACCUCCUGGGAAGAAUCCCAACACUAGUGAUAACCCUAGUAGCAGCAGUACCUCUUCCCUGGAUGGUAUCCCCACAGGUACAUCUCCUAAAUCAGCCCCCCUAGGAAAAGCUGAGACAGCCAUCAGUCCAAGCAAGCAAUCCAAAACUUUACCUUCUUGGAAAUAUUCAUUCAAAGGUUCCUCACCACGACCACAACCUGCCAAAACCACCAGCCAAUCAUCAGAUGUGACCAGCAUCUCCAGUGGAAACUGGCUCAUGAAUGGACUCUCGUCAUUGAGAGGGCACCGUCGUACUUCUACAGGUGAACGUGCAAAGGAUUCUGGGUCGUCUCAAAGACUGUCAACCUAUGAUAAUGUCACAUAUUCAUCAAGCACUGGGAGUGUUCACAAUGUAGAGAGCACUCAGUGGUCCAACUUACCUUGUGAGAUCUUAGUGUCAGGGAGGGACACCGUGGAGGCAGACACCAGGACAGAGUCAGAUGAAAAUUCUGUAGAUCCAGAAACGACUGUGGAUGAAGUAAACUACACAGAACAAGCUAGUGCCGAUAUGGUGUCAACUUGCAGCAGUGAUGCCAAUAUACACAAUAUAGUGCCGGUCAUCACUGUCAUGGCCAAAGACACUGAUGAAAGUGCCACAUCACUGGUCAGUGUGGUAACUGCACUGAAAGAGGAAUUAAAUAGUCAAAAGCUGGUUUAUGAAACCAGAAUCAACAAGCUGGAAGAGUCAAGUGCAAUGCUCCGUGCUCAGAUGGAAAGAAUAGAGCAUGACAUGGAACAGGAAAGAAAGAAACAAAGAAUGCUAGAAAUAAAACUGAGGAACUCUGAAAGGGCUCGGGAGGAUGCCGAAAACCGCAAUCGGCUCCUGGAAAAAGAAAUGGAAGACUUCUUUUCUACACUUGGGGAACUGGCUCUUGGAACUAGAACAAGUGACAUUUAAGUUUGUGUGUUUAGGACAUGACAGAAAACAUCCACAAGAACAGUCUGUGGUAACUGCGGGCAGUACUGUCUUGGGAUUUCCUCAGGUCUCUCUAGAAGUCUGCGGGCUAAAAUUCCAUGUUUAUUCCAGGACUAUUUCUCUAACCUCACGUCACUUGAUUGUCUUGACAAUGACCUACAGGAUAACAGAAUAUGUAAGGAUGAAUACAAGGCCUUACUCACCAAUGUCUACAACAUAUCACUGUGGAUGUUAGGGUAGCAAGUUCCUACCAGUAAUGUUAAGCAAUUUAGCCAGUUGUUUACACUUACAAAUGUUUUACCUGGGUCUUAGUCCAGGUAAAGAUACAGUUUGUCAACUAAUGCUACAAUUAUAGACCAUUCAUAACCAAAGCCUAUAUAAAUUGCUGCCAUUACUUGGUUUGGAACAUAAUGUGUGACCUCUGCCCUGGAAAAAAAAAGUAAGAAUCGUAAUGACAGUGCCUUUGUGAAGGUUUUGUGUUGAAAUCAUCUGGCUUGCUUGAAUAGAGUAGUUUGGUGUUUUGGAAUGGAUAUGGGAAACAUUUCUUGGUGUAUUAUAUUUAAAUGAAAGGACUUGUGAGAUUCUGAAACGUUAUGAAAAGAUGCAUUACCAAACACAUCAUACAUGGUUAUAAAUGGUUCAUCUCUGAUUUUAUGAGAUAUUUAUGAAAGUGAUUAUAGGUUAAUAUAAUGUUAUAAGAAUAUGCGUGUCGAUUGGUUAAAUUUGAAUUUAAUUUACAGUGUGCAAAAAUAGUGCUUUACAAGGAUGUGCUAUGUAUAUAUCAUGUUGGAUGUGUUAAAAAAAUCAGGCAUCGUAAUAGUAACACUUCAAAACAUUUUCUAAUACUUGAUAACAGAGCAGUCAAUGUUUAGAAAUCUGUAUUAUAACCGGAAAUGAUGAAUGACAUGGCCAUAUUUACAAGGGGUGUUUUGUUGAUUUGCACCCAGUACUUUGAAUACUUCUAAUAUAUCGUCGCUGUCGGGCGGAAACCUCGUAUGUCCAAAUUUGGUCAAUUUCAUAUUUUUUCACAUAUGUCUGUUAUUUUUACAAGUUAUUAACCAAUCUAAAGUCUUGAAAAUAGCUUGCGCGCAAAUCUCUUAACUCCAUUGGACACUUCAACUGUCCACCUCUUCCUCACUCCGUGGGAGAGCUUCGCGGCAUAUUUCUCCUCAAGAAGAGUCGCAACGAAUCAACAUGUCUUCUGAGGUAAAUGUCUUCAAAACACUGGGCUCAAAGAAAAAAAAUCUUGACCCCCGCUAGUUCUGGUGCUCGUCUGAGGACAGGAAUUUAGCGCAAGACAAUCCACUGCAACGCGGACUAAACCCUGUGCAUUGCAGAUACGCCGUUUUUUUAAUUUCCUGAAAAGUAAUGGUUUUGGAGAUACGAGGAUUCCGCCCGACAGCGCCGAUAUGUUGGUUUAAUUGAAAAAACAUUGAAUGUCCUGCAGGCUUCAGUAAGUUAGAUUUCUGGACAUAACUCAAGUUUUUAAGCACAGUCAAGCAUAUUAGGGUGUCAUCCAUAAUCCAUCUCAAUGUGAUUAAGUGUUGUUCAUAUUUUUUUUAAUCACUGACCAGUUAAUGUGGU